Messenger RNA from Xyrauchen texanus (razorback sucker), 4875 nucleotides. Its product is annotated as discoidin, CUB and LCCL domain-containing protein 1-like. Lineage: Eukaryota; Metazoa; Chordata; Actinopteri; Cypriniformes; Catostomidae. The record is from RefSeq and is a predicted model, not a curated record. The transcript has 15 exons. The coding region runs from base 100 to 2061 and encodes 653 amino acids.
GCGCGAGACUGUAGACUGAUUGCGACAUUGAAGUAACUAUAACUCAUGGCUUAAAAUCUGAACGCUAGAGUCAGCGAAAGGGAUAUCCAGAAGGGAACCAUGCAUGCUAAACCUGGAGUUAUCUGGGAUAUUAUAGAAUUCUCCUCUAGGAUUUGGCUUCUUCUCAGCUUUGAAACAGUGGUGUUGGUAUGCGGUCAAAAGGGCGAUGGGUGUGGACACACCAUCUUCAGCCCUACCAGUGGCACACUGGCCUCACGGAACUUCCCAGGAACCUACCCCAACCACACCCAGUGUGAAUGGACUCUAAGGGUACCAAAGGGCCAGACACUGCUCUUGACCUUUGGGGACUUCGACUUGGAGUGGAGCCAAGAAUGCACAGCUGGCUCUCUUACCUUCACAGACAGUAAUGGAUCCACCAGAGUAGGUCCUUUGUGUGGGCAGUUGGCUGCAAAGAACAAGAAUGUGUCUGUUAGUACUAAUGAAGUCACUGUGCGUUUUGUCUCCGGCACCCACCGUUCUGGGCGAGGCUUUGUCAUGUCCUAUUCAACCAAUCAGCACUCAGAGCUCAUUUCAUGCCUGUACCGAGGAACACAUUCCUCCUCUCAGCAGAUCAGUGCGUUCUGUCCUGCUGGCUGCAAAGGUGUUGCAGGAGAAAUCUGGGGCUGGCAUGGGCAAGGAUACCGUGAUACGUCUGUAUUGUGCAAAGCUGCAAUCCAUGCGGGGGUUAUUUCAGACAGUCUGGGUGGCAUGAUCACUGUGUCCCUGCAAAGGGGCAUUACUCUAUAUGAGUCAAACUUCGCUAAUGGAAUACUGUCUAAAACCGGUUCCUUAUCAGAUAAACGGCUUGUCUUCCACAGAGAGUGUGAUAGUGAGCUAAGAGUGGUGGCCUAUAACACCUCUUCAGUGUGGGACGAGGUGAACAGAUUCGGUGAGCAGGUCUCGUGGUCUCCAAGAUAUGGGAACUCUCACUGGACUGCCAGCUCUGAAGAUCAGCACCCAUGGCUGGAGCUUGAGCUGUGGAACAGGAGUACUGUCACAGGCAUCAUAACAAAGGGUACACCAAACUACUACAUUGAAUCUUACACCCUCAUGUUCAGCAAAGACCGCAAAAACUGGAAAGUUUACAAAGCUCCAUCUAGCAAAGAAAGAAAGGUUUUUGAGGCCUAUGAUGAUGGUCAUUGGACAGUGCUCAACAGUUUGAUUCUUCCAGUAGUAGCACGCUACCUUCUUCUCAAACCCCAGCAGUGGCAUAUCAGAGCCUCUGCACAAGUACAGGUGCUGGGUUGCCCCUCUGCCCCUUUCAGAUCCCGUUCUUAUGGAGAUGGAUUCAGCUCUGGCAAGACAGCUGUCACAGAAACAGUACCACUAGACACACUGCCUACUGAGGAUCCUGUGAUCACAAGAAACUUAGGCCCCAGCCAGGCAGUGAUACUAGUGGCAGGCAUGGUUUUGGGUGCCGCUCUGUGUGUGGGUUGCCUUUUGGCUGGACUCAUUUGGUGGAGAAGAAAAAGAAGUGCAGAAAUAAAGAAAUGUUGCGUUGACCGAGGCAGUCAGGGUCUCCAUGGGAAGAAGCUUCCGUGCACAAACCUUGAGCUUAUAUCAUACCCUCUUGUUAGGAACAUCCACGACGCUCUCCCCAACCCUCCUCACAAUGACUAUGCUGAGCCUGAUGUAGUAGCAGCUGGGCAGAUGGGUCUCACAUUCAGACCUCUGAUGGAAGAGGGCUACACCUUCCCCUUUGCUCUCAACCACUAUGACACCCCCGGACAACAACCUCCUAAAUACACAGAUCCGCUGCCCCCCGAACCAGAAUAUGCUACUCCCUUUGGUGAAAUAAACUCUCUCAUAUCACAAUCAAAGAACACCAAUCUACCUAUAUGUCGAUCCACACAGGGUAAAAGAGCAGUGCUGGGACAACAGUAUGACUGCCCUGCCCACAGAAUGAUCUCUAAUGGGUAUUGUACUCCAGUCUCAGAUGGUACUAGCCAAAAGGCAAGUGUGAUCUACGCUGAGCCUCAGACAGUGGAACCACUAAUGCAUACCUACCAUGAGCCACUUUGAGCCACUAUAGCAUCUACUGAAGACACUUGUGCCUAGCCUUUGUUAGGCUGCUUCAAAGUACAUUUCUGCCAUUCUAAAGACAACAAACAGAACAUGAAUGGGCAAAUCAUAUUAAUAAGAAGAGUAUGCAGGGUUCACAACAGGGAAUUUUCAAAUUGCGUUUGCCCGGCCACGAAACGUAUGGAAAAUGAGUCCUAACAACUAAUGGAAAAGUCAUCUCAAUAGUGAAUAUUGAUUUUUCUAGUCAUGCCUGGCUGUAAAAUAUUUCAACAACUUGAAAUUGCUCUCUGUGAGUGCAAUAUCUAUAAAAUGAUUAAAAAAAGACAUCCAGUAAUCUCAAACAACUAGAAAAGUCUUGGAAAUUCAUUGGUCAAAAGAUGCAGGAAUCCUGAAUGCUUUUAGCACUGUACACUUUAACUGCAGCCAAACAUGAAAGUAUGGACAAUUGUAUUAAUACCUUUAACGAUUGAUACACAUAAAUGUAUCAUACAAAACUCUGUUGUUGCUACACGUACUUUAGAUUUGAGUAUAAGGGAUUUUACUGUGGCCAUUAAUGGAUUAUUAUUAUUUGGGAGAAAUUAUUUAUAUUGAAAGCUGUUCAGCUGACCACUGAACCUGUGUAUUUUUAUUUCAUGUAAAUGUCAAUUUCAUGUUUGUUUUAUAACUGUAACUAAUCAGCUUAUACUCCAUGAGGAUUUUGGUUCUGAGGUUGAAACCACUUUAGUAUUCAGAAAUAUUUUUUACAUUUUGCAUGCUUAUUAAAUUGUUUUUUUUUUAAAGAAUUGUUUCAUAGCCAAUUUUAAAAGGUUGAUUUAAUCCAAUCACCCUGCUGUUAUUUAUAUAAGAAAAACUAUUUAAAGGUGCACUUAGUAAUUCCUAUUAAUUGUUUGUUUACUGACACCUGUUUUCGGUUACCAAUGUCAUUGUAGAAAUACUCUUUUUGCUGGCAUUUUUGUCACCUAUAAUUAAAUUUUUGGGUAACCAAGAUAAAGUGAGAAGUAUUCAUGUGAUCUAGGAUAUUUUUAAGAUUUGAAACUUUUGGUUUUCCUUUUCUCACAUAAACCCUGCCUCUCACAAAUCACUCUCACUGGAAAGUGAUAAUUUAAGGGGUUCUGUUUCAGACACCCAAGGAUCCUGGUGCAGUAACGCUCUUCCUCUGUUGACAAAGAUUGGCAAGUUAAGACAUUGACUCUCUUGAUCUGCUUCACUGUUUUGCAAUCCUUUAGCAGUCAUGGAUGUCUCUCUGUGGAAAUACCAGUUUAAAAUCAUCCUGCUAGGUUAUGAUAAUGUGGGAAAGUCAUGCUUGCUGGAGCGCUACACAAAGGGCUUGUUUCCAGAGCACAUAUAUGCGACCAUUGGAGUGAACGUAAGAUUUCACUCCUUAGAGGUUGACCCAGGGGUCAUAAUGAAACUGCAGCUUUUUGAUACAGCUGGUCUUGAGUUCUUACGGUGAGCAUUGAGAAUAAUACACAUUUGCACACUCUUUAUGAUUCCAUGAACCUAUUAUUUAAAAACUGAUAAAUAAUAAUAUGAGUUGAACUGAUAAAAUGAAAACAGUUUGUGAUUCAUAUCGUUAAAGAGAUUUAGGAGUUUACCUAAAAAUGAAAGUUUGGUCAUCAUUUACUCAACCUCAUGUUAUUCCUUUAAAAAAAAAAAAAAAGCAAAUAUCAAGGUUACAGUGAGGCACUUACAAUGGAAGUGAAUGGGGUCAGUUUUUGGAGGGUUUAAAGGCAGAAAUUUGAAGCUUAUAAUUCAUUAAUUUGAAUAACUUAUAAAGCACAUGUAUUACUUGAGCUGUAAAGUUGUGUAAAUUGUCACGUUUACAGUAGUUUUAGGGUUUGUUGACAUAUCAUCGUGGCUAUAACUUGACGAUACAAGUUACAUUAUAUUAUAAAAUUGGUAAUAACUUUAAACAGAAAAGGUUAGUAAGCUAUUUUAUCACACUAAAAUCAUGUAAACACACAUUUUGAUUAAGUCUUGUGGCUCUACUUUUGAAAUUGUUCACAUUUACAGAUUGGCACCAUUCGCUGACAUUCUAAGUGCCUUAGUAACCAAAUGUUAUGCUACUUUUAAAGAAAAGGAGGGACGAGUAAAAAUGUAUUUUUGUUAGAUAUCCUGUAGAUAUCCAACAGUGUUUAAUUGUGGAAUUCAUUGUUGGGUUUUUAGUUUAGUUGUAAUCCACAGCCUACUUAACAACGAUAACAACCAAUUCAAUUGCUUUUGAAACAGCCAACAUACAGGAUAUGAUAGAUAUUCAUGUAUGUUUCUGAAUAUGUAAAUUCAUGUAAAAAAAAAAAAAAAAAAAACGUGUGAUGCACGUUUACGUAAAUAACUCAGCUGGAUGUCUGCUGGUGUUUGACCUGAGCAAUCAUCACAUGUUCAGCUACCUUACGCGUUAGCAUACAGAGUAUCAAGAUCCAGCGUCCAUAUACUGUUCACUUAGUGCUAGUGGGACAUAAGAGCGACCGGAAAGAGCGAGAAGUGACUCGAGAGGAGGCAGAACUGCUCGCAAGCGAAUUCGGAGCUAUGUACAUCGAGUCUUCAGCCAAAACGGGUCACAAUGUGUGUUUUGAGAUGUUGACCCGGCGCAUUUAUCAAGGCUUUUUGAAUGGAGAGGUGCAGGCCGGGGUUACAUGCUCCACAAAGAACCAUAACGACGUGCCAGCUGAAGACAACAAAUGCUGUGCCUCUUAAUUUACAACAUUUAGCUCUAGACAAAUUUUAGACCAUGGGAGGAAUUAUUUAUGAUGUUUGUUUAGUUCACCACUUAACAUACAGUAGGAUGUGUGUCUAUAACUAAUCAGAAUGUACGGA